AUGGGAAACCCAUUAGGCUUUAAGCAAUAUUUAUUAGCAUGGCUCAUUUUGGGAGGCAUUACUUUGCUACAAGCCAUGAGUGGCACUCGUUUCAUUUACUCAGCAUGCUCCAACCUAAUGAAACGACAUUAUGGAAUCUCCCAAAUGCAAGUCAACAAUCUUAUUGUAGCUUCAGAAAGUGGAAAGGUCUUUGGAUGCUUUCCAACUGCUGCCAAAAAGUAUCUUCCUGAAUGGAUGAUCUUAGUAAUUGGCUUGAUGUUUGGGUCAGUUGGAUAUGGUGCGCUGUACUUGUCCAUAUCCACAAACCAUCCCUCUCUAUCUUACUGGCAAAUCUUGUUCUUCAAUGUUCUUGCAGGAAAUAGCAUUUGUUGGAUCAACACAUACUGUGAUUUGCUAGCGGCUAAAAACUUCAAGCAUACGCAAGACACAGUUACUGAACUAGCAUCGAGCUAUUCGGGGUUGACUGGGAAGAUAUAUACUUCUUUAGUUGAAGGAAUUCAAGGGAGAAAAUUGGUUUCUGAAGAUUCUAGCAAGAUCUAUCUCCUGUUGAGUUGCCUUGCCCCGGCUACUGUGGGGUUACCCGUGGCAUUGCUAAACUGUGUAAUCAAUGUGGGAGAAUAUGAAGAAGCAAAAUUGUUUCCCUUUGUGUUUGUGAUUGUUAUUGCAACUGGGGUAUAUGCCUUUAUUGAAAAUACUGCACAACCUUUUACACAAAUGUCAUUAAAAUUAAGAGUGGUCAAUUUUAUGCUGGUGGCAAUGUUACCACUUGUGGUGGCAUUGCUGAUGGCCGCAAGGUAUAUUAUCACAUUAGCAAAAUAUGACACUCAGGACACCAAUGAAAGAGUCAAGAUCACUGUUGAAAAUCAUGAAACGGUUGUCACAGAGAAACUGGCAGUGGGGAAUGAGAAUAAUGGGUUGAAAAAGCUAGUGAAGAGUGUGGAUUUCUGGUUGUUUUACAUGAUGAAUAUGUGUGGGGUUACACUGGGAAUGGUUUAUCUCAACAACUUAGAAAUAAUCUCAGAAUCGCAAGGUUACCAUAAACCUCUAUUUCUAUUGGCAACUUCCUCAACAUUUGUCUUCUUUGGAAGGGGAAACAUCAAUAAUCUCGAAACCAGCAUUGACGAUGCUGAUAAUGACUUCAAUGCCUUUGGCAUUCUUCUUGCUCAUCAUCAGCAGCAAGAUGUGUCUAUACAUCAGCACAUGCAUUAUUGCAACUGGUCUUGGAGCCAUAACCGCCAUCGUCUCAUCCUCAACAUCAGAGUUCUUGAGCACCAACUCCAAUUCUCUUAUUAA
Messenger RNA from Pistacia vera, 1293 nucleotides. Its product is annotated as protein NUCLEAR FUSION DEFECTIVE 4-like. The transcript is spliced from 2 exons. Gene Ontology annotation, cellular component: membrane. Bases 1 to 1293 code for a protein of 430 amino acids. The record is from RefSeq and is a predicted model, not a curated record. NCBI's taxonomy places the organism in Eukaryota, Viridiplantae, Streptophyta, Magnoliopsida, Sapindales, Anacardiaceae.